GUCCAGACAAUCAUCCAGGGGCAGUCCUUCGAAGUUCAAACCAUGUGUCGAUACAGUUUAUGGUCAAACAGUGAAACAAAAUCAACAUAAUAUGAUCAUUCCAUAAGGAUUUCAGAUUAGAUGUUUCUUCUGGUAUCUUCAGGGAGAUAAGUUUCUAGCCAUUUUCAUCUGCAUUUAUUUCUGAAAUUAUAUUUAUAUGUGUAAUAAGUUUUCUUUUCUGAUAUGGUUGAUGACAUGAAUGGGUUCUAUGCAUCCAGGCAAUUAUUAAUUUGUUGUGUCAACUUCAACAUUUCUAAGGUCUAAUAUCACAUUUUUUGCUGACUGGACAGACAAACGACUCCUCUUUCUUAAGAAUGUCCUGAAGUAGCUGAAAUGUUUUUGCAAAGGUGGUGCUGAAGAAGGUGAUGCUGUAUUGCCAUUGUGUUAAUGCAAAUGAUCCUGAGAAGGCAACAAUGUCACUGCAACACUCCAAUUGCUGUACCAGCAGGCAGAUCCAUCAUCUUAAUUGAUAUGCCUAAAAUCAGAUUAUAUUAUAUUUAUAAACACGAGUUUCUCUUGGUAUAUUGAGAUGGAUGCUUGAACUUGGAUUGUUUAUGAAGGAUAUAUGUUGCUAAGAGCCUUAAGAAGGGGCAUUCAUCUUUGCGGUACCCUUGGGUAAAUAAUUUUUGAUGAAAGAGCAAUUUUAAGUUGGAGGAUUAUGAAAUCUCAGCUUGGAGUCUUGUUGAAGGAAAAACGUGGUAGAGAGAUCGUCUUAAAGGCAAUGGGACAGGCAAUCAGCAAAGCAGUGGCAAUUGCUGAGAUUAUAAAGAAAAGGUUUUCUGGGUUAUAUCAAGAUACUACAAUCAGUUCGGUCAGUAUCACUGAUGUGUGGGAACCUAUUGAAGAGGGCCUCGUACCUUUGGAGAUGACACGGCAUGUGUCAAUGAUUUCAGUAUCUUUGUCAACCAGAGAGCUAAACAAGAAUUCCCCUGGAUAUCAAGCUCCCUUGCAAGUAGAGCAGCCAAAACGCCAGCAAAGAUAUCAACAGUUCCAGCAGUCUCAACAGCAGCAGCAGUUUCGACCGAAGCAAACGCAAGGUCAACAUAAUGAAGAUUCAUAUGCACAAGGACAUGGUAGAGGUAGAGGAGGAAGAGGAAGGGGUUGGGGAAGAGGCUGCAGUGGGUUUGCUGGAUAUGAGAAUAAUCAGGGAGGCUAUGGCAACUAUCAGGGGGGAUAUGGCUAUAACCAAGGUGGAUAUGGCUAUAAUCAAGCCAGAUAUGGUGGAUAUGGCCAUGAUCAAGAAAAUGGUGGAUGGAACUCUAACUGGGGUCGAGGUGGUGGACGUAGUAGAGGCAAUUGGAAUUAUCAUGGUGGUGGAUAUGGAGGGGGAAGAGGAGGUGGUAGCGGAAGGUCUGGUGGCAGAGGUUACGGCCGUGGACGAGGAAGGAUGGGUGGCCGUGGCAGAGGGAACCAAUUCUAGUGCUGGCUGUGGCAUACUUCCAUGCUUGGGUAUUUAAUCGAAAAACUUAAUUGGGGCAUCAACUAUGACUUGUGGUUAUGCAAGAUGAAGCUCUGAUGGUAACGCAAGUGUUCGUCUUUCAUCGGCUAUAUGUUCCUGUUGGCUUCCCAGGUUGGAUUUUGGUUUUCCCAUAAUUCUGGAGUUACUUGAGAAUGCUGUAAUCUGCUCCAUUUCUCUUUGUUCAUACACUUUGAUCAAUUCAUGCCAAUGCAUAUCAAUUCUGCUUAAAGAAUAGCCGUCAGUUUUUGCUUUCAA
Molecule: messenger RNA, 1753 nt
Organism: Musa acuminata AAA Group (dessert banana)
Lineage: Eukaryota; Viridiplantae; Streptophyta; Magnoliopsida; Zingiberales; Musaceae
Exons: 10
Coding region: 698-1459 (253 amino acids)
Molecular function (GO): RNA binding
Source: RefSeq, a predicted model, not a curated record